This is a messenger RNA of Porites lobata, 879 nucleotides long. NCBI's taxonomy places the organism in Eukaryota, Metazoa, Cnidaria, Anthozoa, Scleractinia, Poritidae. The record is from the annotation of a GenBank genome assembly.
CAGAAUCCGAGUGGAAUCCUGAGCAAGUUGCCUCAUGGCUUCGAGAGGUUCAACCAGAAUACGAGGAGGAAUCAAGGCUUUUUCAUGGUGAACAAACAUAAGCUUAAAUUUUGCUAUUUUCUUCGAAUUAAGCUGACUGCGUGAAUGACCGAAUGAAAUCAAAUUCAUUAAUAUUAAUAUUUUAAUCGGUGGUUUUUAGAAGCUGAGAUCUCAGGCAAGGCACUGCCAAUGAUGGAUAGAUCGUGCCUUAAAGACAUCGGAAUAACAUCAAUUGGCAAACAGCUGACUAUUCUAGGCCACAUAAAGCAACUGUUGGGUUAGUAAAUUUCAAUUACCUUUCCUUAUCGUUAUAGUAUUUUUUUUUCACUGCAUGUGAACUUAAUUGUAUUCAGGCAUUCAUAUCAAAAUAGAUCUGAAAAGUGAAACACCAUUGAAUUUUUUGUAAAUAGGAGUUUAAUUUCUUUGAUACUAAGGUUAAUGUAGGAAUAUUUAUGUAUUCACUCAUUUAGUGAGAAUAAUCCCUGACAAUUCAAUAAAUUUUCAGGAAAAGGAGAAUGCCAACCUAAAGAAAGUCGCCAGCCUAAUGUGUCCAUGAAGGGAAAAAUUACCAAGAAAGAUAAAAAUGCUAUGACUUCUGAAGAAAAACAUCUAUAUCACAGCAAGUAAGUAGCAGCUCUGAUGCUUUUCACUUUAUUAAAUGGAAGAGACUACUGAUGAGUAUGCACUCAGCAUUUAUUAUUGAAUCUAUAUUUCAUUCUCAGGAUACAGAUGAUCAGAAAGGAAUGUGAAAAACGGUGGCCUGGAAAUCACAAAAUUUAUUUCAGAAGUAACAAUUCCAAUAGUUACCCAUUGAGGGGCUACUUUGCAAUUUCACAAUAA